AUGUUGCACAGUCAUCGCCUGUUGCUUGCCGUCUACAUAGUCACCUUCCUGAUGGGGGUCCCUGCCAACAUCAUGGCCUUCUGCACCUUCUGCCGCAAGGUGCGUCGCAGGGCGGUGCCGAUAGACGUCCUCCUCCUCAACCUCACCAUCUCCGACCUCAUCUUCCUGGCUUGCCUGCCGUUCAAGAUGAAGGAGGCCUCCGACGGCAUGGUCUGGCUGCUUCCCUACGCCCUGUGCCCCUUAACCGGUUUCCUAUUCUACGUCACCAUCUACAACAGCACCCUGCUCCUCACAGCCGUGAGCGUGGAGCGCUACCUGGGGGUCGCCUACCCCCUCAGGUAUUCCCUGUGUCGCAGACCCCGCUACGCCGUGCUGGCCUGCGUCCUGUUCUGGGUGGGGACCUCUCUGAACCUCAGCAUCGUCUACAUCAUGCCCUACGCCCAGUGGAGCAGAGGAGCCGAGCGUGACAACAGCACCAUGUCUGCCUCGCCUCCACCCACAUGCUACCUGAAUUUCACCCAAGACGAGCUCAGCAUCGUCGCGACGUUCCGCCUGGAGCUCUUCCUCGUUCUCUUCUGCGUCCCCUUCUUCAUCUGCUGCUUCUGCUACAUCAACUUCAUCCUCAUCCUGUCGCGUCUCCCAAACAUCGGCAGGCGGCGGAGGCUGCGCGCCAUCGGCCUGGCGCUCGGCACCCUGAUCGUAUUCGCCGUCAGCUUUGGGCCUUACAACGCCUCCCACUUGGUGGGCUUCGUUCGCCGGGAGAGCGAGGAGUGGAGGAACGUGGCGUUGCUCUCCAGCGCCUUCAACGCCUGCCUGGAUCCCAUUAUCUUCUACUUCUCCUCGGCGGCUGUCAGAAGCAUGUUGAACCACUGCUACAGGAACAUCAUGGCGAAGCUGCACAUCCUGAGGUGCGGAGCUCCUCACCAGAGACCCUCCAAGACGGACAGAUACAAGGAAGCCCCUCUUCCUUGA
Molecule: messenger RNA, 972 nt
Organism: Cyclopterus lumpus (lumpfish)
Lineage: Eukaryota; Metazoa; Chordata; Actinopteri; Perciformes; Cyclopteridae
Product: free fatty acid receptor 3-like
Exons: 1
Coding region: 1-972 (323 amino acids)
Biological process (GO): G protein-coupled receptor signaling pathway; cellular response to fatty acid
Cellular component (GO): plasma membrane
Molecular function (GO): G protein-coupled receptor activity
Source: RefSeq, a predicted model, not a curated record